CACAGCUGACUAUUUCACCAAGACCUCUCGCGGAGGAACAAGUGAUUCAUUCGCGUAAAAAGUGACGCGGAAGAAGUUCCUCCCCAUCUCUUCUAACUUAAAUAGAGCAUUUGUCAACCGUGGAUAUUUGUUCAAACGCUGUUUGUCUCUUUCGGACUAGUCUCCAAUUUCAGUAGUAUUUCUUUCUUUCUUUUGCUUCCUUUUUCUUUACAAUGGCUGAUACAACUGGGACCAGCCCUGCGGCUAACUGCCUGGAGAAACUGAAAAGUUACGCGAAGACCCCGAAAGGUUUCAUCCUCGCAGCAGAAAUAAUCCUCAGUUUAAUCGUCCUCAUCUGCUAUGCUGCAUCUUAUUACGGAGGCUACUCUGCCGUUGCCAUCGUCCAGAUGGUCUUCGCCAUAGUCUUCUUUGUCAUCUAUAUGAUGGAGUUGGACAAGCAGUUCCGAGUGGUCCACUGGGUCUGGAGUGAUUUUUUCCGUGCUGUAAUCGGCGCUGCCCUUUACAUCAUCACUUCGCUGAUUUGUGUCAUCGGAGGAGCUGGAGACGGAGCGCGUAUCGCAGGCGGGGUGUUUGGUUUGAUUGCUGGUUUGCUGUUUGCAUAUGACACUUACACCACCUACCUGCAAUUAAAGAGUAGUAGACAGGAAACGGCAGCUUCCACCGAUGGCAGAGUUUAAGCACGGCACUCCCUGCAAGAAUGCAGCAGGAGUACAAAAAGAGGACAUCAGUUCACACGUUAAUAAAAGAGGGGGUCAAUGAGGACGAUGGACAGUAAAAAAUGAGCAAGUGACAGUUUGAUCAUUGCAACUGUAUGGCAUGAACAAAUUAGAUGAAUGUUAGGGCCGUGUCUGAGAGGUGCAUGACGUAACCAAAGUGAGUGGUUCUGUAAAUCUGUAUCUGCAUGUGUUUUUAUCCCAGCCUCCAUACACCACUGACUAAAAAAGGGAACUCUGUCGAUAACAGGUGAUGUAAGACUUUGGUUGAUGUCGUUGAGCAGCUUGUCUUGAACACUUGUCUACUGUUAAUGGACUGCUGUAGUAAAUAGAUACUGUCUUAUUUGGACUUUGGAGUAAGUGACACAAAAAAUUGGUGCUUUAGUCAUUAUUUAACGUCGUAGUAAUGCCCUUCUUGACUUUUGUUAUUAGUGUUUUUAGCAAGAUUGCUUCGCUUUCAUUCUCUCUUAUUUAAUCACAGCUAUUCCUGUUACAGGGCUUUAAAGUCUCAUCUAAAUCACCAGUUUUUCCUUUAUCUUACUCUUUUCUUUUUUUCUUUAAUGCUUUUCAAUUCCUGAAUCUUAAAUAUUUGAGGUGGUCUGUUGUUAUUUAUCUACAAUUUUCUUACUGAGGUCAAUGGAGUGUCAUUUUGACCCUCCGGUGGUCAUUAACCACAUGAAUUACUGUGUCAUCCCCCACUUUACCCGUCUCCCUGUUUCUUGCUCAAGUUAUAAUUUUUUUUUACAUGUGUAACACUUUUUAAGGUGCAGAAUUUUAUUUUCUAUUGAUAUUUUGUACUGCUCAGUAAUAAAGUCCAGGUGUGGUUUUAUGUAUUUGUUCUGUUUUGACAAGGCAGAAGAUAAUUUUUUUUGUUUUUUUUUUAAGAAAAGAAGGUGAAAUUCAAUGAAGAACAAUUGAAGAAUGACAACACCAUGUUCUAAAGUUCUUUCUUCAGCCCUUUUUGUCAUGAUUGUUAUGUAUUUUCUAACUUGCUUUACAAGAAACUGCAACUUGUCAUUUUAUAAGUCAGAUCUGACUUUCUUGGAAAUAAAGCAGUUGUUAAAACAA
Molecule: messenger RNA, 1781 nt
Organism: Melanotaenia boesemani (Boeseman's rainbowfish)
Lineage: Eukaryota; Metazoa; Chordata; Actinopteri; Atheriniformes; Melanotaeniidae
Gene: plp2b
Product: proteolipid protein 2b
Exons: 5
Coding region: 213-677 (154 amino acids)
Cellular component (GO): membrane
Source: RefSeq, a predicted model, not a curated record